Ochlerotatus camptorhynchus is the source of this 1737-nucleotide messenger RNA. RefSeq names its product leukocyte elastase inhibitor-like. Bases 188 to 1675 code for a protein of 495 amino acids. Lineage: Eukaryota; Metazoa; Arthropoda; Insecta; Diptera; Culicidae. The transcript is spliced from 4 exons. Gene Ontology annotation, molecular function: serine-type endopeptidase inhibitor activity. The record is from RefSeq and is a predicted model, not a curated record.
CUGUGUUAGCGUUCAGUUCGUUUUGCGCGUGAGAAAAGAUCACUCGUGGAGAUCAAUUUCAAUUGCUGGGUGACGGAAUCCACUGAACAAACAUUUGUUGAUCGCUUUGUCCAAAAGUUUUACCGGAGGAGACUGGUGCAACCAGUCGAACUAUUGUUGUGCACCGAUAUCGAUAUCGGAGGUGAUCAUGAAGCUGCUCCUCGUGUUAAGCGCUUGUCUUGCCUUUGCGGUCGCUCAAGCCCCUAGCAAGUCCGGGUUCCGAAGAUCUCAAGGAAUAACGACUCCAGCACCAAACCCCUAUGAGUUCAGGGACGAUCGGGAUUGUGAUCGGGAGACCACCAAAGACGAUCCCUUUGCAUGUUUGUGCAGUCAACUUAAGCUUAAGCCAGAAUCGUGCCAGCAAGAGCUUCAAGCUAUGUUGGACAGUCAGCCAAACUUAAAACUAUGUAUGGAUAACCCUAACUAUUACCUUGGUAAAAACCAAAAGUGCCACUACGAAAACGUGUACGAGUCCUCGGCUGACCCCGCCGGUAAAGCUAUGCAAUUUGCUUUGAACCUAUUCCGGACAGCUGAUCCUAAGAAUCCAGAGGAAAACUUCAUCAUAAGUCCACUGUCCCCUCAAGUCCUGCUGGCCCAGCUGACCGAAGGAUGUUCCGAGGAGGCAAAAAUGGAAAUGGUCAAAGGUCUGCUGUUGAACAGCAAUGAAGCAGCAUCUCUAGUGAAUGCUCUGCAUGACGCAGCCAACAAGGACUCCAGUGCCAACAAGCUCGAUAUUGCUUCGGUCUUUUUCAAAUCGGAGAGCGUAACCCUGAUGCCGGAAUUCCGCCGCGGAGCCAAGAUGAAUAAAAUUCCAAUGCAGGACAUCGACUUUUCCAAUACGUUCGAAGCAGCACGCACGGUGAACGAGUGGGCUAACAUGAAAACUCGGGGGAACAUCCCCCAAGUUAUUACGGAACAGAACCUGUCUCCGGAUAUGGCGAUGAUGUUGCUGAAUGCAAUCUAUUUCAAGGGUACAUGGCAGUAUAAAUUCAACCAAUCGGAAACGGACAGACGAGCCACAUUCCAAAAAGCCAAUAACAAGAGAAUGUCCGUCCACAUGAUGUCCCAGACAAACAGGCUUCGGUUCGGUGAGAUCAACUAUGGCAUGUACUCCGAUGACGAAGGCUUACGCUGGGUUGAACUGCCAUACGAUGGUGACCAGUUGUCGAUGAUUUUCUUCCUUCCCAAGGUGCCUCAUCAGCUGGACGAGAUGUUGAAAAUGAUGAACGAAACCCAUAUUCAGAAGAUCUUCAAGAUGAUUCGCCGGGAUCACAACCCAGUCAAAAUUCAUCUGAAAGUGCCUCGAUUUACGAUCAAGAGCUCCGUUUCGCUGGUUGAACCAUUGAAGAAGCUCGGCAUUCAGAAAAUCUUCGAGGAAGACAACUCUCUGUCCAAACUGUUCAAAACACCCACCCGGGUCGGGGACGUCAAGCAGGAUGCAUUCCUCAGUGUCGAUGAAGCAGGUACCACUGCUACCGCCGUCAGCAGAGUGACAAUCAUCCCUCUCAGCUUGAACUCGUACGAGGACAUAUACUUCGAAUGCAAUGAACCGUUCAUGGUGAUGGUGGUCGACAAGACGCGAGAGAUUCCUUUGUUUAUGGCUAAGAUUAGACAGCCAGAGAAGACGAAGCAUUAGAUGCGUGGGAGAAUGGAGCACCGAGGUCUCUUUCUGUCCCUCUGAACUCAAUUAUACUAUCA